Molecule: messenger RNA, 914 nt
Organism: Lycium barbarum (goji berry)
Lineage: Eukaryota; Viridiplantae; Streptophyta; Magnoliopsida; Solanales; Solanaceae
Exons: 2
Coding region: 499-879 (126 amino acids)
Source: RefSeq, a predicted model, not a curated record
CUUAAUUUUUCAGUAUUUUAUUGACCUUUUAGCGCUAAUCUGGCAGUGUGCGUGACUACACGACCAAGCAGCGCGUGAGGGGAGCAUUUGACCAGUUAUUUUUUGACACGUGUUUAAAAAUAACGGGAAAAACCCGCCUCACCCCCCUCCCCCUUUAUUUUCUCUUCCUUCUUCUUCAUUUUCGAUUCUUGACUCCAUUGUUGCCAAAGCUUGAAGAUUUUCUUUUUUUGUGCCAUGCAUUCUAGUGGUAAGUAAUAUUUUCUCCAAACUCAUUAUUAUUCUCAUCUUUUAUUUAUAGACCAAGAAAUCUUUCACUUAAUUUUUUUUUUCUAGGGUUCUUAAUGAAAGAGUUCAAAUCGGAGUUGAAUAAUCUUUGUAGUCAAAAUGACGAUCCAAAGAUGAAGCGUCAAGUGCGAUGCCAUCACGGAGUAUUAUUGAAAAUGCAGAUUUCUUGGUCUCCCAAUAAUCGCGGAAGAAGAUUUUGGACAUGCCCAUUCUAUGGGGAAAAUGGAAGAGCAAGAAGUGGAAUUGAAGAAGAAAAUGAAAGAGCAAACAGUGGAAUUGAAGAAGAAAAUGGCGGAAGAAGUUGGUUUGACAAAUGAAAUGGAAGAAGGAGAGUCUUCUUGCAUUGAUGGAGAUAUUGGUAAUGACAAUAGUGAAAUGGCCAUCUGUAAUGAGAAUAUUGUUAAUGAAGAAGAGAUGAAAGUGUCAAAGCUUGAAGACGAGAUGAAAGUGAUGAAGCUUGAACAAGAGAAGAGGGGUAGAUGCAUUACUAUUAACAAGUUUUUGUUUUUGUGUUUCUUUGGUGUUGUUCUUUGGUGUUGUUAUUUGGUUUAUUGGGUGUUUUUGAACAAGCAUUACCAAUGUCGAUUGCCAUAGUAGGAUUACAUGUUUGUAUGUUGAAGGAUGUUUAA